Messenger RNA from Candidozyma haemuli, 747 nucleotides. Its product is annotated as bifunctional 4-hydroxy-4-methyl-2-oxoglutarate aldolase/oxaloacetate decarboxylase. Lineage: Eukaryota; Fungi; Ascomycota; Pichiomycetes; Serinales; Metschnikowiaceae. The coding region runs from base 1 to 747 and encodes 248 amino acids. The transcript has a single exon. The record is from RefSeq and is a predicted model, not a curated record.
AUGUCUGUUAGAAAUACCCUUGCCAAGUACACUCCUUGUGACGUUUCAGACGCCUUGGCGGCGUUUGGCCUUAAGAAUGGCGGGUUCAUUCCAAACCUCGUGCAAAGAAGCCCAAUUGGCAAUAAGCCUAACGCUGGAGCUUCCACGGCAGUGGGUCCAGCUUAUACUGUGCUUUACGCUCCCAAACUGGACCCACGUCCUGCUGUGAAGCAGUCGUACAUUGACGAAAUCCCAAAGAACAGUAUGCUUGUGAUGGCUGUCAGCGAGGAGCUCCAGCAGACGGGAGCACCUUACGUCAAGGUGAACAACGCCUUGUACGGUGGAUUGAUGUCUACUAGAGCUAACUAUAGAGAAGCGGCCGGUUCCGUGAUUCUUGGACGUGUGCGUGAUUUGGCUGAACAUAACGAUCUCAAGUAUCCAGUGUGGUCUUACGGCGUGGGUACGACUGCUGGCCAGCCAGUGGUGAAGGUUGUGGGCAUCAAUGUGCCCGUUUCGGUGAAAGUCGCUGGCAUUGACGGCGGCGAAGAGACAAUUCGUGUUUUGCCUAAUGAUAUCGUCGUGGCUGACGAGAAUGGCAUUGUUAGAAUCCCCAUUGACCACCAGGAAGGCCCAGAGGCCGAUAUCAGCUUGGAUAAGGUGUUGGAGUACAUUCCCAAGAGAGUCGACGCCGACACCCACGUGAGCGAAGACAUUAAGAACGGUAAGCCAGCUGCCGAGAGCCAGAAGUUCUGGCGUGGAAAGAUUUAA